AUGGACGCUCGCAGGGGUCGCGGGGGUCGCGGGCGUGGGGGUCGCGCGAGAGGCAAGCGAGGCGGCGAUUCUGUCGCAGGCGACGCAUUUCCUGCUCCUCCCAAGGCUCGCAGUCGUAAGUUCGAUUUGGCUGAUUUGGUGCGGGAGUCCCUUGAAACGAAGCAGCUUAAAGCGCAAUGGGCAGCAGCUGCUGCUGCUAGGAAGGCAGAGGAAGAGGAGAAAAGGGCUAAAGAAGCUGAGCUGAGGGGUCAAGAGGAGGAAAUGGAAGGGGAAAGGGAGGAGGGGAAAAGAGAGGGGGCAGAGGGGGGAGGGGAGGAGGAAGGGAAGGGAAGGAAGAGAAAAUUGGAGGGGAGGAACGAGGGUAACGAGGAGGAGAGGGAGACGGCUGAGGAUGGCGGGAGAGGAAGAGGGAGAGGGGGAGGGAGCGUGAGAGGCAGAGGGAAGGGAAAGGAUGCUCCUGCUGCUGCUGUUACAGCAAGCACCGCGAUUGGCGCCAGGAGAAGAGGGAGGAGCGCCACUGUGAGGGCUGCAGCUGAAGGGGGUUUAUGCAGAGAGGGGAGGAGCAGAGGGGAGAGACGGCGUGAAUGCGGUUGA
Molecule: messenger RNA, 594 nt
Organism: Closterium sp. Yama58-4
Lineage: Eukaryota; Viridiplantae; Streptophyta; Zygnematophyceae; Desmidiales; Closteriaceae
Source: the annotation of a GenBank genome assembly